UGGGUACAGUCUGUGAUGAGUUUCCCAGUUGAUGAAGUGCCAGAUUUUGCAACCAUCGAUCCUGGUUUCCAGCAAUGAACUAUUUUGGUGCCAUGGAGAAAUUUCCUAAGCCUGUCAGCAGAUAUAAAUACUCCCAGCCUGUAAAUGCACUUCAUACUCCAGAGGAAUCAUCAAAUCUAUUUAGCCGCAGCAAAUUAAUACCUUCUACAAGAUGUGGUGAGUAGAAACUGUUUUACAAACGAUUACAAACUAUAAAGCUGAGAAUAAUUCUGCAUAAUCAUUUUUGCCCUGAUGUUGAUGUUCUAGAUUAAUAUCACACCACAGUAUAUGUUUAAUAAGCUUUCUAACUUGGUGAAUUAACAGUCGUUCUGUUGUUUCUUAAAGGAUUUCUUCAGUCGUGCUUCUCCUGGCUUCAUGGGCCAGUCUGGCUGAUUUCACUAAUGCUGAGGAAACGAUGAAACACUCCGCAUCAGGUAACGCACAAACAUGGAGUUAAAUGUGCCAAUGUACUGUAGACAUGCCUUCACUGAUACAUGAAAUUUCUCAUGUAGGUUUGGCAACAUCAAACCUAUGUAUAUCAAUAUUUGCAUUAGAGAAGUAAUUAUAAUUUUAGUCAUGUGGAUCAAAACACGGAGAGUGGGUGGACUCCUGUCUUUGGAUGGUGAUGAAUUAAUCAGAGGCUCAUGUUCCUCAGCAGCAGGAGAGUAUCAUGUUUAGACAACAAGGCUUUGUUUAAAGCAGAUCUUUGGCAGUGAUCAUGACUGCACAUUACUGAUUUCUAGAAGAUCAUAAUUUAUUCAGUCUGGUGACCACUUGAGAGAGAAAUCGAGAGGAUGAGAAACUGUGUUCACAGUAUUGACCAUGUGAAGGUAAUUUACUCAAACUGGAGAAGUGUUAUUGAUAUCUCAGCUCAAUAGCAACCAAAAAAAGGGAAGGUCAGUCGCAACUUUAAUGAGCUUAAGAAACAUUUGGAUGCAAACUCUAAAAAAUGCAGGACAAAAUAUAAAUAGUUAAUGACAAGAAAGACAUCAGCACCCAAACAGUUAUGGAGGACAAAUUUACUCAAAGAAAGGAAACCAUCUGAAUGAACCCAGGCUAAGAUUUGUGCGUCACACAUUAACACAGCAAGCACAUUUCAGAAGGGACAAGGUUAAAAAAGAUGAUUUUUUUUCUAGUUCUCUCUUUGUGCAUUUUAUAGUAACAUUUUUAGUGCUGAGAAAUAUUAAUUUGACUUGUAGAAAAAUAGUAUGAAGGGAAAGAAGAAACAAGUAAAAAUGCCUGUUUUUUACUGUCUUAAACAAAAACAUCAUUGUUAGAGUCACAGGAAUAAUGUGUGACACUCAUGCAAAAACUUUCCCUUGUGGGACGCCCUUAUCAAACCUUUUCUGUCUCCAUCUGAAGCUGAAGGAGUCUGAACUUUAAGAAAAGACCUGAUUUGAACAGUAUAAAAGUAUUUUCUUCAGCUUUUUUUGUGUUGACCUCACUUCUUCAUUUAUAUUUUGCAACAUAAGACAACAAUUUUUGGGACAAACAUGUAAAAAUGAAUCAAUUGGUGUCUGUAUUUGUGUCUCAGCCACCAGGUUGGCAUCACUCCGGUCCAGACGAAUGGUUGCGGCAACUCUGGCCCCUAACGUCCCCUGGCAGGCCAUGGUCUAUCUGUCUGACAGUGUGAUGACCGGAGGUUAUGCAGGGGGUGCCCUGAUCUCCGAUCGCUGGGUUUUGACAGCUGGCAGGAAUCUCUUUGUCAGAAAGACCAGACAGGAUACCCGGGGCCAAAGUCCUCUAAUUCCUAAAGUCUACCUGGGAAUCACUGGGCGCCCAGAAGCAGUUGAGUCCAAAGAGGUCGCUGUGCAGAAGGUGAGCAAGAUAAACAGUUUGUCAAAAAAUGUUAACCUGUAUCAACCUCACAACCUCUCUUCUGAGUGACACAAAGAAGGUGAAAUACUUGCAGGAUGUAGUCAUGCAUGAAUAAUUUGAUUUUCAAAUGAGAGUUUCUCUCUCCAUUUUUCCUGCAGGUUGUUCUUCAUCCAGGCUUUCAGAACCACACCGACUGGGACAACGACCUGGCUCUGAUCCAGCUGAAGGAGCCUGUAGUUAUGAGUGACAAAGUGACCCCCAUCCCCCUUCCCGAGAGAGGCCAGCGUAUACCAAACGGAGGGGUCAUCGCAGGCUGGGGUUGGGGGACCGACUUCACCCUUGCUACAUCACUCAAACACCUCGUCCUUCCACUGGCAGCUAACUCAUUCUGUCACGAUGCAUACGCGGGCAAUUUACUCUCACCGACUGUCGAUGACAACAUGAUUUGCACCAGUGGUCUCCAGUUUGGAUCAAACGUUUGUUUCGGUGACGCAGGAGGUGCUUUGGUGGUUGAGGAUCCAAACACCCAGGAAAUUUUUGCUGCUGGGAUCUUGUCCUAUGACAAGCCCUGUAGAAGGGACACAUAUGCGGUCUACAUGAAAAUAUCUGCAUAUUUGCCCUGGAUCCACAGUGUCAUCAGAGGAGAUACAGAAACAUCUGCUGCUGUGCGCUCUCAGGCAGUGACCAAGAUGAUCUCAUUACAGAGGGGCUUUUAAUCUGUGAUUGAAUUAUAAAUAAGCUCAUGUAAAAACCAUACAUGUUACAUCAGUGAAUUUUUAUUAAAAUCUUUUCAUGUGGUUACUGCUGUGUUCUGUCAAUUCAUUGUUUUGGUUUUAAAGGAAAUCAGUCCUUUAAUAAUAGUAAAUACAUUCUGAUAACUGAAAAUUUUCCAUGACACACAGAAAUCCAAGAAUUUACCAUCAACAGUUGGGAAAAAAAAGUUAGUUCCCAGGAUAUUGGUCAACAAGUUGUUGUACUUUGGCAGAACAUACCCACAUAUAACUUUAUUAGAAAGUUUCAAAUGAUAGUUUCAGAAGUUUUAUGAUCUAUGAUAUUCUGUAUUCUAAUUGACAUGUGUUAUUGUCUAUUUCGGACACACACAAGGCACCUUGUAUAUACAUGGUUCUUUAUUCCCAAAUAUAAAGCACCAGUAAACUGGAUGAACAAAUGUUCUGCAUGAUUAGAGAGGUAAACAGGUUUAAUAGUCUGGAGGACACAGACAGGUGACAAAUAAAAGGGAUCACCUGAGUUAAUGAGGGGAUGAAUAAUAUGAACUCCUUUAGCAUUCAUGUUAAAUAUAUCUCAUGAGUUAGAAUAAAAGUGUCGGUGCCCAUCAUCAUCAUCUCAGUUUUCUCUUGAGCCUUCAUUAUACAUCUUGGAGCAGAGACUAAACAGUCCCCUGAAGCUGGUUUCUUAGUGUCCCAAUGGUUCCCGACCUUUGCAGUGUGGACAAGAAAAGGACACAAGGUUCUUUUGAAUUGGUGUUUUUGAAGCUGUUCUUGGCUUCUUUCAAGUCGAGUCACGCAGACAGACUGUCCUGUUCCUGAGCUGGAGCAUGGCUAACCCUCACCUUGGCCGUGAGCAUAGAGGUGAAAUGUUUAGAAUGUUUAAGUGUGAUGGAAAUCUGGAGCUGUGUUGGGAGAUGUUUAAUAGGAACCUUUCAUGAGUAUUUAAAGACUUCUUUGCAUAUCGGCAGGUCAGCAGGUUAGAGGGGCGUGUAUUGAUCCAAAUCCCUGUUUAGCUGGGGGACAAAUCAUGACUAGGAUUGCUGUGGUUAACUGCAUCAACUCCAGAUAUUACAUAGGCUUCAAUGAUCUGCAUUUAUUAGUCACGGACUAUAGGGUGAAGGACAUUUAAGUAAGUAAAUUUUAUUUAUAUAGUACUUUCCAUAGAUAAAAUCACAAAGUUCUUUACAACAAGGAUGAAAUGCAAUAGAAUACAGAGAAGCACAAUACAUAUAAUGGCACAGAUACAAGGACUUCACAGAGGCCCAACACCGUCCACAUCAGUUAAAAGCCUGUCUAAAAAGAUAGAUUUAAGUUCUUUCUUAAAACUUUCAGUAGACUCUCUGCUACGUAAGGUCAAUGGUGGUGCAUUUCAGAGGCGAGGGACACUGGCCUGGAAAGAGAAGUCAACUUGUGUUUUAAAACGGGUGCGAGGGACCAUCAAGAGUUUGUGGUCUGAUGACCUUAAUGAACAUGAGGAGGAAUAGGGUCUCAGUAGCUCAGUGAUGAACGAAGGAGCUUGAUCAUGGAGGGCUCCAAAAGAAAGAACUAAAGUCUUAAAAUGAAUCCUAAAAUUAACUGGUAACC
This is a messenger RNA of Xyrichtys novacula (pearly razorfish), 4169 nucleotides long. Lineage: Eukaryota; Metazoa; Chordata; Actinopteri; Labriformes; Labridae. The record is from the annotation of a GenBank genome assembly.